This is a messenger RNA of Cutaneotrichosporon oleaginosum, 2216 nucleotides long. RefSeq lists its product as uncharacterized. Lineage: Eukaryota; Fungi; Basidiomycota; Tremellomycetes; Trichosporonales; Trichosporonaceae. The record is from RefSeq and is a predicted model, not a curated record. Gene Ontology annotation, molecular function: protein binding.
UUCCAUCCUCGUUCCCCUCCAAUCCAUCCACAACACAAGCUUUCAUCCACCUCCAUUUCCUCAUCUCUACGCUCAGCUCUCCGACCGUCAGUCGCGGCUGCACGUCCAUCGGAGGCAAUAGCCGGAAUCGGAGCUUAGCGUGUGCCUGCCCGUCUCUUCUGCUGCUCUCGCCGGUCCGAGGCAGCGGCCUGCAACCUGUAUUCUUCAAGCCAUCGUUCACUCAUCGGAUCACGCUACGCAUCACGUAUCAAAGCAUCUGCCUCACCCCAUUGCCAUCACCGGCGCGAUCACGGGUGCACACACAUUGCCGCUCCCUACGCGUCACGCGCCAAAUCCUGCACCUUAAGUGGGGCGUCAACAUCCGCCUCUUCCGGUGCUCUCCUCGCGCCCGCGCCCUCCCUCGCCCGCAGUCCGAGGCGCCCUAGCACUCACGCGCCACCCCGCCCGGCAUGAGCGCCGACACUGAGCCAGUCGCCGAGCCCCAUCGCAUACCAAGUAUGCCGCCUCCCGCCCAAGCGCCAGCAUCCGAGCCCGACGCCCUGGCCGGCACCAAGGCCGUGUCUGGCCUCGCGCCCGCCGCGUCACUAAGGCUGGCCGCGACGCGUCCUCCGAACCUCGCGCCGAUUGCCGACGCGUCUCCCGCGGCAACAAUAGUUGAGCUCGCGGACGACCCACCCAUGCACGCCAUGUCAGCGCCGCAGCCCAUCCCGGCGCCCAGAGCCAUCCCCGCCGCGCAGAGCCCAGUCCAGCCUUCGCCGGGCAGCUCAACGCCUCUCGGCUCGCCGCUGAACACGUCGCACCUGCGCAGCCGCUCGCCGCACUCCCCCUCCUCUCCCGGCUUCACGCCGUCCUCAGCCAGCUCGUCGCGCCCGCGCGGCCGCCCCACCUCGCAGCUCGUCGGCUCAAUCGGCGCGGCCAUCAACAGCAAGCCACGCAGCAACUCGUCGCUCACAUCAAACCGUCCUGCGCCCCCCAGCCCGGCGGGAUCGCGUCCCCAAUCGCAGGUGCUGGACAUCAGCCCGCGUGAGCUGUUUGUCGCGGCCGGCGCGGCGUCCGGCGCGCCAGCGCUCGCGCGCUCCUCCCCGUCGCCUGUGGGUCGUGAGCGCGCGGCAUCCACAUCCAGUGCCGUGUCGCAAGGCCGCCGCGUGCGCCCGCGCUCGACGCUGGGCACCAGCGUCUUGUCCGCAAGCGAGGGGCCCAAUUCGGACCCGACGACGCCAUACACUACGCCGUCGGCGGUAUUCGCGCGGCGCGGGGGAAGCUUCGACGCGCGCGCCGGCGGGUUCGACCUCAGCGCGGCGGUGGAGGAAGUGAAGGACGAGCUGGGCGACGAGUCGAGACCUUCCCGACAGGCAUCCCCACCACUCUCCACGUCUGACACGGCGGCGCCCGCCUCGCACGCCUCGCCCGCCGCACCCGCCUCGCCUCUCACGGGCAGCUUGGCGCACCUCGCGGCCAGCCUUGUACGGCGCGUAAUCGUACGCGACUUUGCGUUCCCCGAAGACGACGAGCGGUUCCUCGGCCUCGGCGCCCAACGGCCCCGGAGCAAUUGGGGCGAGGGCGAGCCUGAGCCCGAGCCGGCGCCCGUCCGCUCCAUGUUCUCGGGCGGGUGGGGAUUCCUGCGACGCGAAGACGACGACCCGGGCCGCGUUGAAGACAUGGGCGUCGAGCAAGACGCCGCAGACUAUUGGAGUGAGGCGGACGAGUUCGACGACUACUACCUCGCGGACGAGGAGCCGGACGGGCUGUACCGCGCCGCGUUCGCGUUCGAGCCCGAGGGCGUGAACGAGAUGGCGGUCGAGGUCGGCGACCUGCUCGACGUGCGCGGGCGCGGCGGCGGCGGCGACGGCUGGGUCGUUGCCACGCGCCUCGAUACUGGCGCAGAAGGGCUUGUGCCGGAGGGAUAUCUCGAACGCACGCAGGAGGAGGAGUAUCCCGCCGAGUGGGCGGUGGUGCGCGAUGUGCGUGCCAAGCUUGCCGCGGCGUGUGCGGAGAGCCUCGAGACGCGCGAGCUCAGCGCGUCCCCCGAGUCCACGGACGACGAGGAGAGGCUCAGGCACGUGCUCGAGAUGAAUGCGGGACACUAGCAUGUAUUGGUAUAGGUGUCGGUCUAGGGCGGGGGAAGGCGCCGGCUGCAGCCCUGCUGCAUGCGUAUGUUAGUUCAGCGUACAGCAUGGAGUGCAUGCCGCUAUGUAUGAGACGAUCAGUCACGGAGC